Molecule: messenger RNA, 1822 nt
Organism: Chionomys nivalis (European snow vole)
Lineage: Eukaryota; Metazoa; Chordata; Mammalia; Rodentia; Cricetidae
Gene: Bag1
Product: BAG cochaperone 1
Exons: 7
Coding region: 276-1148 (290 amino acids)
Biological process (GO): protein stabilization
Cellular component (GO): membrane; cytosol; nucleus
Molecular function (GO): adenyl-nucleotide exchange factor activity; protein-folding chaperone binding
Source: RefSeq, a predicted model, not a curated record
GAGUAGUAGGGCGGGGUUGCAAGGCUGUGCCGUCGACGGCCACCGCGGGGCGGUGAACAAACGCGGGCCUGGCGGAUCGCAGCAGCCCUCGGAGACCGCGAGGGGACCGGGAGCCGCUGGGACCCCGGCUGCGCGCCCCUCGGCCCGGCCGGGAGUCGCGCCAGUCGGAGCCCCUGGCCGAGUGCGGCUCGCCUCCCUCUCAGCGUUCCUCUGUCCGCAGUGCAGCCAGCGGGUAUGACCGAUCCACCAGGGGCGCCGCCGCCGCCGGCGCUUACAUGCCGCGGAUGAAGAAGAAAGUCCGUCCCCGCUCUGCUCAAAGCGAGAAGGUGGCUCAUUGCAGGGAGUUGAUCAGGGGUAAGAAAGCGACCCGCAGCAAGAAAGGGACCGGGACCAAAGAGGUGACCCAGUUAGAGGAGGUGAUCACGGUCGACGAGACGACCCAGACCGAAGAGGUGGCCGUGACCGAAGAGGUGACCCAGACCGAGGGCAUGGCCCAGAUUGAGGAGAUGGUCCAGACCGAAGAAAUGGAAACAACUGGGGUUAGCGUGACCGUCACCCACAGCAAUGAGAGGUAUGACCUUCUUGUUACCCCACAGCAGGGUAAUAGUGAACCAUGUGUGCAAGACCUAGCUCAGCUUGUGGAAGAGGCCACAGGGGUUCCACUGCCUUUUCAGAAGCUCAUAUUUAAGGGAAAAUCUCUGAAAGAAAUGGAGACACCAUUGUCAGCACUUGGAAUACAAAAUGGUUGCCGAGUCAUGCUAAUUGGGGAAAAGAGCAAUCCAGAGGAAGAAGUUGAGUUAAAGAAGUUGAAAGAUCUGGAGGUAUCUGUAGAGAAGACAGCUUACCACUUGGAAGAUUUGAACAAAGAACUUUUUGGCAUCCAACAGGGUUUUCUGGCUAAGGAAUUGCAAGCAGAGGCUCUCUGCAAACUUGAUAGGAAAGUAAAGGCCACAAUUGAGCAGUUCAUGAAGAUCUUGGAAGAGAUUGACACAAUGGUCCUACCAGAAAAUUUUAAAGACAGCAGGCUAAAAAGGAAGAAUUUGGUAAAAAAGGUUCAGGUGUUCCUAGCUGAGUGCGACACGGUGGAGCAAUACAUCUGCCAAGAGACAGAGAGGCUGCAGUCUACGAACUUGGCCCUCGCUGAAUGAAGUGUGGGAGAGAGUGACUGUACUGGCCUGAAGAGCAGCUUCACGGCUCUGCCCUCUAUGGAACAGAAGCCGCUUGUUUCUCCAGCACUGCCAGAGGCAACUGGCUAAAUGUCAAUUUCCCUACUCCUCUGUCGGUUCUCAAUGAAGAAGUACUAUCUCUGCAACUCUGAAGUAGAGCUCCUGUGUUCUCCUUCUGGCUCUGUGUGGUUGUGCUGUCCAGCAGUUCCCUUUGUAGGAGAGGGGCCUUCCUACCCAGUGGUUACUGGCUCUCGACAUUCAGGAACUUUCUAGGCUGGGCAGAGCUCUAGUUCAUCUGGAGCUAGUUCCAGGUUUGUAGGGCCCCCUAGUCUUCAGAUUCGUGACCUUGUGAUCUCAGUCCAGAAUCACCAGGUAGUUGCUCCCAGGUAGAAGUGACGGAUAGAAGUUUGGUAUGUGGACAAUCCCCAGAGUGCCCUACUGUCCUGUUGAGACUGAUUUCAGAACAUCCGACUGGGCUGUGGGUUUAAAGACCUUGUCCUUAUCCUCCCCUACUCCUCCCCAGCCACAGUCAUUAUAAUUAUUAUUAUUUUAUUAAUAUUUGAGACAGGAACUCACUGGGUAGUUCUGGCUAUCCUGAAAUUCACUAUGUAAACCAGAGAUCCGCCUGCUUCUGCCUCCCAAGUACUGGGGUUAAA